This is a messenger RNA of Hypanus sabinus (Atlantic stingray), 1185 nucleotides long. It is a transcript of the gene st8sia3, whose product is annotated as ST8 alpha-N-acetyl-neuraminide alpha-2,8-sialyltransferase 3. Gene Ontology annotation, biological process: N-glycan processing; oligosaccharide metabolic process. The coding region runs from base 25 to 1185 and encodes 386 amino acids. Gene Ontology annotation, molecular function: alpha-N-acetylneuraminate alpha-2,8-sialyltransferase activity. NCBI's taxonomy places the organism in Eukaryota, Metazoa, Chordata, Chondrichthyes, Myliobatiformes, Dasyatidae. The transcript has 4 exons. The record is from RefSeq and is a predicted model, not a curated record.
UAUGGGUCUGCUGCCGCUUUACUGAUGAGCUGUUACACCAUGAGGACUUGCAGGAUGGUUCGUAUGGCAAGUGUGUUGGGUUUGGUGAUGUUAAGCGUCGCUCUCCUAAUUCUAUCACUGAUCAGCUAUGUCUCACUCAAAAAGGACAACCUCUUCGCCACGCCGAGAUAUUUGGGCUCGGCGGGCCCUAGAAUGUACAUGCUGCACAGCGGAUUUCGGUCACAGUUCGCGUUGAAGUUUCUGGAUCCCGCAUUUUUGCCAGUUGGAAGUGGGCGGGGCAACAAUAUCCAAAACAAACUUGCAAAGUGGACUUUCAACGUAACUUCCUUUUUACAGCAGAGGAAAGACAUCAGUCGCUAUGUCGACGUUUUUAAAAAUUUCACCUUGAUUAAGAAGAACGUGCGAGUUGGACAGUUACUGCACUAUGACUAUUCCAAUCACAAAUACGUUUUCUCUGUAAGCAAUAGCUUCCGGUCAUUACUUCCCGAGGUCCCCCCUAUAUUAAAGAUGCACUAUAAUACUUGUGCAGUUGUUGGGAACAGUGGGAUUCUAACGGGAAGUAGUUGUGGAGCUGACAUUGAUAAAUCCGAUUUUGUGUUCCGUUGCAACUUUGCACCGACUGAAACUUUUGAAAACGAUGUUGGAAGAAAAACAAAUCUCACCACCUUCAACCCAAGUAUCCUUGAGAAGUACUACAAUAACCUACUAACAAUUCAAGAUCGGAAUAAAUUUUUCCUAAAUCUUAAAAAGCUGGAUGGAGCCAUUCUUUGGAUUCCUGCUUUUUUCUUUCACACUUCUGCUCCUGUAACAAGAACUUUGGUAGAUUUUUUUGUAGAACACAGAGCACAGCUAAAGGUCCAGUUGGCCUGGCCUGGGAACAUAAUGCAACAUAUCAAUAAAUACUGGAAGACGAAACACCUGUCCCCGAAGCGCCUCAGCACGGGCAUCCUGAUGUACACACUGGCGUCCGCCAUUUGCGAGGAGAUUCAUUUGUACGGCUUUUGGCCUUUCGCUUGGGAUCCCAACACGGGGAAAGAACUGCCAUAUCACUACUAUGACAAAAAGGGAACAAAGUUCACCACCAAGUGGCAGGAGUCCCACCAACUUCCAGCGGAAUUCAAGCUGCUCUUCAAGCUGCACACGGAGGGCUUGACGAAACUGACCCUUUCACAUUGUGCCUCUUAA